Marchantia polymorpha subsp. ruderalis is the source of this 5629-nucleotide messenger RNA. NCBI's taxonomy places the organism in Eukaryota, Viridiplantae, Streptophyta, Marchantiopsida, Marchantiales, Marchantiaceae. The record is from the annotation of a GenBank genome assembly.
GCAACUCGAUGGGUUCAUGACAGGUGCCGGUCGGCCCACGAGAGUUUCGAGUCCGGCUUUGGGGGUGAUGUGGUCAGCGCAGAACUGAUUUCUCAUGUCAACAAAGCGUCUUCUUGAUGAUGCACUUUGGUCGUCGAUCGUCUUCUUCCAUCGAUCGCGGACCUCCUGUAAGUGAGAAUGCAGAUUCUAUGCAGAUUUUGAAGUAUUGAAUUAAAGCCGAGUUUAACGGUCACCGUUUGAUGGAUUUUGUCAGCGAAAUUUUUUUUUUGCCAAUUGUUUCCGGACGAUGAAAGCUUGAAAGCUUGCUCCAACGAAUUCAAUUGCUGAUACCAAGUCUGGAAGCAUCUGGAGGCGUGCUGUAACAUCACUGAACGCAUGAUCUUUGCCUGUGGUUUCUGAGCCACUUGAUUUUAUUCAAGUUGCACCGAAACCCCUAGCAACUGAUCAUGGCAGACGAUGUGCAAGCCAUGAUAUUUUACUAUGCGCGGAUUGGAUACGGCCAACACAUACAGAAUUUAUGUUCUAAACACCUCCAGAAGCGCCCGAAGGAUGCGGUGCUAAUAUUUUGGCAUGCCUUUGGACUCAUCUUGGAAGGUUCCUACGCUGACGCCUUGCAAGAACUGCAAGGGGUAAGUGAGCAGAGGGAUGUUGAAGUUGUUGCGGUCGCUGCAAUGCUCCAUGCACACCGUCUUUGUGCUAGCGUUGACAACGAAGAAGUCGAAAAGCUCGAGCAAAGAUUGCGGGUUGUCGAGAAGUGCGGUUCGGAAAGGGCACUCUACCUUGCUGCAACGCUGUACCUAUAUCUCGGCGGAACGAGCAACGUGAAAAAAGCGAAGGAGCUAACAGCUAAGAUAUUACAAAUCCAGCCACAUUAUGUUCCUUUCGAGUGCUUGUCAGCCUGGAUUGGACUUGAGCUGGAAAGUGAAAGAAAGAAGACUUCCGAGAAUACCAGUCAGAGCCAGAGACUGGAUUCGGAUUGCAUGGAGGCUUCCCUGCAUGUGUUUGAUGAAGUGCUUGGACGAGGGAACUGCAUUGAUGCUCUUAUUGGAAGAGCUUACUAUUAUGAGCUCAAAGAUGAGUUUGCGAAGGCGAUAGAUGAGUUGAAUCAAGUCAUUGUUGCAUAUCCAUGGUAUCUACCAGCCUUGUGUGAGAAAGGAAGGUUGGGAAUGCUGCUCCAAGACUGGGAUCUCGUACAGGAAACAUCACAGCUCAUUCUUCAGAGGGAUCCCCACAACAUCGAAGGUUUGCGCUUGACCAUCCACGUGAUGCUAUGUAUUGGGACUGAGGCAAUAAAUGCCACAAACGUACUGGACAAAUUACUAAGGACUAUUGAAGAAAGAGAAACGUGCAAUGGAAAUCUUUGUCUUCAAGUUUCGGCCCCAUUGGCAAGAAUCGCAGGAAGAGGCUGCCCAUCUGUCUUGCGCAAAACUUUGGCUCUUAUCAAGAGAGCAGAAGGGCUGCUACCGAAGCAUGCGCAGCUCUUUAUGGAGAUGGCAGAUCAAAACUUUUUGGUGGGAGAUUAUAAAGCAGCACUCGAGAACUACAGGUUAGCGUCUCAACUGGAUGAGCUGAGUAUGGAACCCAUGUAUGGGUCCGUUCAGUGUCUACUUGUGCUUGGUGAGGUUGAAGAAGCAGAGCAACAGCUUGAACUCCUUGUGGAGAUUUCUGUUUCAAUGGGAAAAUCAGCUAGUCUUUGUUACGUCAUGGCUCAAUUGGUUUGGAAGAAAGAAAAAGAUUACAGCCGUUGUCGAGACCUCCUAGCCGAGACUAUCGCACUGCAGAGUAAGGUCACGACAAAGAGAAAAGAUUACAGAUUUUACACCGAAUUGAAUCCUGAUAGGCUUCGUAGCAUCGCAAAUCUCUUCUUGGUCCUGUCCAGAUAUGUUUGCAAGGGUAUAUGCGUGGACCGAAGCUUCUGUUUGCAGCAAAGCGUGCUUCUGCUGGAGCUGGUCCUAGAUAUUAUACCCGGCCAUUUGACAGGGUACCUUAUGCUUGCUGAAGUCCAAAUUCAACUCGAUGAAUUCGACUCAGCUCAAUGCACUCUGCAAGCAGCUCUUGGCCUCGAUCACACGUUUGCAGCUGCUCAGCUUCUACUGUCCCAGGUACAAGUCCAGCUUAAGAAUUUUGAUACGGCCAGGCAAAGCUUGGAACAGGCUUUGAGUGACAAUUUCAUGGUUCGUGAGACCGUGAAGUACCAUGUAAUCCAAGCCCAUAUACUUUUACAUUAUAAGGAGAACGAGGAAGCUUUGAAGGUUCUUGAAUCAGCGAUGUUCCUACAAGGAAUGAAACAGGUCUCCACAGACAUGUACGAAGCCUACUAUUCAAGUACUGACCUAAACGCAUUGGGACAAACAGCUGACAGUGAUCGUGUGCUCGUGUACUUGCUGUUAGCUGACGUUCACAUGCGAUUUGGCCAUACACUUGAAGCUACGAAAACCAUCCAAGAUGCUAUGAAUGAGUUUAUGGGAACUCCCGAAGAGGCGCAAGUUGUUAUUGCUAGUGCCAAAUUGGCUCUACAAAGAGACGAAGUGAGUAAGGCUCUUGCUAUACUCAAACAGGUUCCAGUCGAGAGCAUAUACUUUAUCAAGGCAAAGGUGACUAUGGCAGACAUUUACAUCAAUCACUGGCAUGACAAAGCCAUGUACGCAAACUGCUACAGGGAAUUGGGUGAAUUCUUUCCUAGUGCCAAGACAUUUCUUAUGCUUGGUGAAGCGUACAUGAAAGUCGAUGACUUACAUAAAGGAGUUGAAGCAUAUGAGUCAGCGAUGAGAGAAAGCCCCAAGGAUGGUAGCGUAGCAGCUCAAGUUGGGAAAGCUCUAUUUACAAGCCACAACUACGAGAAGGCCAUUGAACACUACACUGCCGCCCUGCAAACCGUUGAUGAGGGGGUUUGGAAACUUGUAUUAUAUUAUGACCUAGCAGAAUCAUAUUACAAGCUGAAGAAGUAUGGUCAAGCUGAAGCUUUGCUUACUGAUAUGCUGGCGAGAGCGGAUAUCGAUAGUCCACACAAGGAGUCGAGAAAGACAUCAUCUCUUAUGCUCUGUCUUAAGGGUUCUCUGCUUCUAUCCAAAGUACAGAAUCUUCUAGGGACAUCUGGAACCUUGGCUGAGGUCAUGUCAAGCGUAAGAAAUCUUCAAUCUCGGUUACUUCCAAAACUCCACGGACAGCAUGGACUCAUUAAGGAGGACGCUAUUAAGGAGCAGAACUGUGUUGCUGCUGACAUCUACUACCAAUUCGCAAAGGAAUGUGAAGCGCGAAGGGACUUAGAUAAAACAGUAACUCUUCUUCAUGAGGCCUUGAAGUGCAACCCAGCACACAAUCAGGCUAUUUUGGCACUUGCAAGAAUUCAUCUAUCCAGUGGGGACAUAAGUGAAACUGAGCAGAAAUGUGCAUCAAUUCUUAGGGCUGAUCCUUUCAAUUCAGAAGCGGGGGAUAUUCUUGUUCGUUUGAUGCUGAACAAAGAACACUAUGAGUCGGCAAUUAUCCACUUCAAGCAAAACCUGGAGAGGGAUCCAAAUCACUACUUUUCUCUAGCACAGCUCAUAAGGCUUUUACGAUGUGCUGGACAAAGUGAUGAAGCUCAACAGUACGUGCUCAUCGCGCAAAAAGCAUCGUCAACUUCUCACACGCAUGCUGGGCUAUACUACUGCAAAGGAUUGCUUGCUCGCUACUUGAACAACCCCCAUGAAGCUGUUCAAAUGCUGAAUCGUGCACGUUCAGAUCCCGAAUGGGUGAAGCCAGCAAUUUGCCUUCUCAUUGAAAUAUACCUCAACAUCGGUAAUGAACUCGUAUGGGAAGAAGUGAACUUGGAGGGAACCAAUCCUAGUAGUGAAGAAGGUAUCAAGGCUGCGUGGAAGCUUUUGGGCGAAAACAGUCCCUGAAGGAAAUUGACUCAGCUGAUAUCUUCCUUAUCAUUAUCUCUCACUCCUCAGCAGUUACGACACACUUCUUACAGCUAUCAGCAUUCAACGACACGUUGUAAGGUUAUUUUAGUUUCACAAAGCAGAGGGAGGUAGACUAAAAUUCUCAGCCAACUUCUUGAAGAAUUCUUCAUCUUCUUCCGUGAAGAAGAAUUUUUUCGUGCAGCAUUAUACGCUCCUGCGAGCCCUUUAUCCAUUGCAGUUCACUGCAGUGGAGGCAACCGGUUGCCAAAAGGUGCUCCCCCCACAAGUGUGUAAAGCGUGAGACUCGAAUACAGGGCCUGGUGUGAGCCAGGCAAUCUCAGCUCACUUGGGAAUAGAUCCAUCUUGAUGUCUUGGUUAUUAGGCAACCCAAGUGAAUAUACACUGUGUUGACAUUUGAGUUUAAUCGCAUUUAUCAACCGACGUACAGUACUGUUCGUCUUUACUUGGGAAGUUUCCAGUUUUCACGUCUUCUUUUUCAGAGCGAUGUUGAAAAGGUUUACGCCAGUGUUUUUGCCUUUCAAGCAGACUAUUGGACGGGCAGUCCAUCAAUCAACUGGUCCUUGAGUGCUACGGAACCAUGGCAACGAGGCAAAAAGCAGAUAUUGAAUUCGCCCUCGGAAGGCUGACCGAAAGUGUACCGAAAGAAGAACAAAAAGUCUCGGUUUUACUGGCUAUGGCAACUGGAUUGACUUUGCUCAAGCAGACGGCUAAGGCUAAGAAUCAGCUUCGAAUAAUCGAUCGAAUGGUGUACAAGUGGGAAGAUGGCGAGGCAUUUGAGCGUGCAUGGCUCAUGCUCGCUAAUAUACUCAUGCAGGUACAUGUACAUUGCGAUGCGGCAAAUGUGAAGUUUGGCGAAGUUUGGCAAAUUUGGCGACCUGAAGUUUUUCAAAGAAUAUGAAUUGGGAACAGAGCAAAGAGGUUUUGCGUGGCCUCGUCUUGGUACUAACAGGAAGUCAAUGGUCGUAUUCGACUCUAAUAUUGGAGUUGGAACGAUCAUCUACAUGAAUAAUCUUUUCAGUGUUGAUGCGUAAUGUACAUGGAGCCCAUGCAUUAAGGACCGGAACAUGCUUGAAAAUGCACUCAUCGAAAUUCAGUAUCCGGUGGAAAGCUUGAUGCAGCAGAAGAGCUGUGCCGAAGGUGUUUAAAAUACAACAAAGAUUGUGCCAGAGCAUGGGAGUAUUUGGGUAUCAUGUUGGAACAGGGACAUUGCUAUGGUGACGCUGUGGUCUACUUCGAAAAUGCCUGGAAAUGCCACAGAGAAUCAUCUCCAUCGGUUGGAUAUCGCCUGGCUUUCACCUACUUGAAGGAGAAGCGUUACCUCGAGGCUAUAAGUAUUUGCCACAAGGUGUUGAAAUCUUUUCCGAACUAUCCUCGGACAAAAAAAGACAUCCUUGACAAAGCUCGUCUUUGCGUUCGGCCAUAGGUUCCUCACUUAACAGGCUUAUGAGGUAUUACAUCAAUUUCUAACAGUGAAGCAAGUACAUUAGUACGAAGCGCAGUGUUUGAAAUAGAAAACUUAUUUCCUUUACAGAACAUGGCGCCAUCAGUCAUUUAAUUCACUGAUCGUUGCAGCAGAAAUCAUGACCUUUUGAAUCACUGUAAAUCAAGCUUCAAGAUUUUCUGAAGACAUUGUGCAUAAGUUUCUCCCAAGUAGCGAGGUAUAUGUGCUUGAUAUGUUUCAUGCUAUGAGCAGAUUUAUAGUAUUGCCCAGAGCCUCGAAAAGA